AUGCAUUUGACAAUAACACCUCAUGGACCCGCCGUUCCAUCCAGGCUCCCGGAAGCAGCUUUAUUACUUCAGCAUCAUCCAAGGUGUCAUCGGUUUCCAAGCAGUGUUUGUUUGCAUUCCAAAAUUGACAGGUCCACAGAUGACGAUGAUUCCCAGAAACUCAUUGCUCCGAAUGACGACAACGUCAGAAGUCCCAAUCCAUUGCGUCUCCAGGUGAAGGAAGAGAGGCGGCUGCGAACCACCGGGUUGAUUAUUGGUAUUUCCUUCCUCAGCCUUGCAUCCGUCUUGGGAAUUCUAUUGGGAUUAUUUGAUCCACUUGUGUUCCUGGGUCUUUUGCUGAUUGGCAUAUCGAUAAGAUAUGGCAUCACAGAAUCCUACAACGAAUAUCAGGCUCCUUUUCCUUCCUCAGCCUUUGAGGUUCAACCUUCGACAAUUCCAAGUGCCGGCAUGGGACUCUUUGCGGGGUCCAACCUUGCCAAGUCGACCUAUCUCUUUGAUUACGAAGGCGAGGUUCUGACCGAAGAAGACUAUUUUUCGCGUUACCCAAACGGCGAUGGCCGGUAUGUGGCCCGAGUUGAUACUGGAUUUUUCUCUCUACUGGGUAGUGAACCUGUCUACAUUGAUGGGAUUGACCCAAAAAAGUCAAACAAAGCGCGGUAUAUGAAUUCAGCGUCAGAAGACAUGGCCAAUGUCUAUUGGAAAAAGCAACAGUUUGGAUUUCAGGCUGGUGUCAUGCACUUUUAUUCUUCGCGAGAUAUUCAAAAGGGGGAGGAGUUAUUCUUUGAUUAUGGUGAUACCUAUUGGCAGGCAGCAGACCAGAUAGAUAGUAGCAAACAAGAAGAAAAUGAGAUAUGA
Cylindrotheca closterium is the source of this 855-nucleotide messenger RNA. The record is from the annotation of a GenBank genome assembly. NCBI's taxonomy places the organism in Eukaryota, Bacillariophyta, Bacillariophyceae, Bacillariales, Bacillariaceae.